Messenger RNA from Emiliania huxleyi CCMP1516, 876 nucleotides. RefSeq lists its product as hypothetical. The coding region runs from base 1 to 876 and encodes 291 amino acids. The record is from RefSeq and is a predicted model, not a curated record. NCBI's taxonomy places the organism in Eukaryota, Haptophyta, Isochrysidales, Noelaerhabdaceae. The transcript is spliced from 4 exons.
AUGCUCGCCCUCCUUCUUAGCUUCAGCUUCACGCCCAUCGGCCGCCCUCCCAUCGUGGCGUCGCGGGCGGGCGAGGCCGCCGCGACCUUCCCAAAAUUUUCGGUCCAAAAGGCGCACGGCGUGGAGUCUGCCUACCAGCUCGCGCUCGGGACCGCGAUUGACACCCUUCGGCGGGACUACCCGGGCCUCCUUACUGAGGAGCCUGACUUCAGCAUAUUCACCGAGGACGUCGCGCUCUUUGACCCCUCGGGCAAGCGGCUCCAGUCCAUCGGCCAGUAUGAGCAGGUCUUCCGUGCACUGCGGCUUCUGCGCAAGACGACGAUGGUUCACUCGGAAGUGACGUAUCGCCUGACUGUCGCGGAUUCCAUGAUAAGAGUCCGCUGGGUCGCCAAGCUCUGGAUGCGGCCGAUGGUCGUGGUGCCGGGCUACAAAUCCGAACCGCCGCGCCUGCAGCUGGACGGCAUCUCCGAGUAUGAGCUCAACGACGAGGGAGCCAUCAAGCUGCACCGGCUCUCGGACAUCGCCCUCACCGACGAAGGCGCCGCCGUCUCCGCGCCCCUCAGCUUCGUGUGGCCCGUGCCCGAGCUCGCCGUUCCCGAGCUCGCAAGGCCAUUCUUCGGCCAGCUCAAGGCGGCGCUGCCGCACGCGGCGCGGUGCGGCCCGAUCGGGGGAGCCGCGCGAGACGCCGAUGCAGCGAGCCGCGCGGGAGCGGCAGGAGAUGGCGCGUGCGAGACGAGCUUCGACUGCGAGGCUCCGAUGGUGUGCUGCGACCUGAUGGUCACCAAGGUGUGCUGCUCGUCGGGCAUCAUGGUGGGGCAGCCGAGGGCGUCGCUCCAGGAGCAGCUCGUCGCCAUCCCGGCCAUAGCCAGCGAGUAA